Molecule: messenger RNA, 1943 nt
Organism: Prorocentrum cordatum
Lineage: Eukaryota; Dinophyceae; Prorocentrales; Prorocentraceae
Source: the annotation of a GenBank genome assembly
GCGAGGAAGUUCCGCCGCUAGGAGCAAUGGCUGCUCGCACCUCUGGCCAGUUCCACUACGUACGGUACAACGUCGGGGGGCCCGCCAUCUACCACGAGAGGCUCACGUUGCUGCCAGGGUACAUCCUCACCCCCGACGAUGACGACUACCCGAAGAGCGACAUGGCUGGUGGCGACUUGAGAUCAGUGCAUGACUCGGCGGGCCAGGGCGACGCGAUCGUCGGAGUCGCCGCCCAUAGCCUCUACAAGUUCAGACGGCUGCCGUCCGCAGCCGUCGUCUGGGCUGCUGUGCGCCGCGGCGUCGCUCAAGGCCACGGACCUCUGCCGCCGUCGCCCUUCAGCCUCGAGCUCAGCGCCGACAACGUUCUGGGCGUGGCGGCGGGGGCGCUGGCCUUGCCCGACCCGCUCGGAGCGGCGCCCGCUGCCGCAGCGCCUGGCGCGCUGGCCUUGGCGGGCGCGGCCGCGCCCCCCGCGGGCGCCCCUGGGCCGCCCGCCGCGGUGGCCGCGGCGCCCGGGGGCGGGGCGGGCGCGCUGGCGGCGGCGCUCGGUGCGGGGGGAGCCGCCCUGCCUGCUGCCGCGGACCCUUUGGGCGUCGGCGGCGCCGCCGUGGCCCCCGCCGCCCCAGGCGUCGCGGGGCCUGAUCCCCGCGUGAUGGCCACCGUGCUCGACGCCCGUGGGCUGCGGGACAUGCCCUUCAGUGGCGCCGUGAAGCGCCAGACCGAGACCGCCCGCGCCGACUGGCCCGUGAGGGGCCCAAGGACCACGAUGUGGGUGCUCCACUUCAUGCUGCGCAUGGCUGGCGGGGCGAUGGCGUGGCACAACCGCUGGAUGGCCAUGACGCAGGCCCUGGAGACGGGCGACGCCGCCAAGCUCCACGAGACGCUGUGCCGCGUCAUCGAGACCUCGCUCUGCCACGACCAGCUGAUCAUCUGCGAGCUGGCCUCCUACGAGUUCCUGUCGCGGCAGCUGCAGUUGGUGGAGGAGCGCUUCUUCGAGGGGCGCGCGCGCAGGACUCAGCCUGCGCCCAAGGCCAAGGGCCAGGCCAAGGACGGCGCCACGUCCGCGGCCGCCGAGGUCUCCUCGGAGAUUGGCCACUUCCUCGGCACGGGAGAGACGAUGGACAACUCGUGCAUUUGCCCAGCCUUGAUGGAUUGGAUCGCCGACCAGAUGAAGAGUGAGGAGGGGCCUUGCGACGUGUCACCGGUUCGUGAGCCUGGCCAGCUUGGCCCCGAGCCUUUCGAGGCCCCACCUGGCUUGGAGUCGCCCAGACGAGGCGCGAGCUGGAGAGAGUGGUGCAACGAGGGGUUGGCUGCUCUCAACUGGCUCCACUGCGGCAAGGGCGAGCCCUCCAUGCCUGACGACGGGGGGCCACCGCCUGCGGCCGAGGCAGCCUCAGUGGACUACAUCGCGGGCUUGUACCGCGACUUCGAGCUGCCCGCCGCCUACUCGGAGAGAGGCCGCGAUUGCGAAGCAUCCCUCGUAGAGAUGCUCGCGCGGGCACCUGGCUACGCUGGCGACAGCGGUCGUGUGCGCCCCUUCAGCAUGCCACUUGUGGCCUGGCCCGAGUCGACGAAGGCAGUCUCCACCUGCGGCGUCGUCUCCGAGGCCGACUCCAUCGUGCUGCAGGAUUGGAGGCAGGGUAUGCUGAAUCCAGAGUCGGCGGCGGCGGAGCUCCGUGAAUCGUUGGGGGUUAAUCGCCCCUAUGUGGAUCCUGAGCUGCGCUUUAAGCCGAAGUCCUACGCUGAGUUUUUGAAGCAGCUGGAGGCCCGCGACAUGAUCACCUGGCGGGUCUCCAGCGAGCAGGCACCCUUCUCUACUGGUCUUUUCUUUGUGCUGAAAGCUAACGGCAAGCUGAGGCAGGUGUUCGACACCAGGCUGGCCAACUGCAGCUUCUCGUGCCCACCAGCCACUCGCCUGCCCACGCCCAGCGCGUGGGCCAGCCUU